Messenger RNA from Equus quagga, 5543 nucleotides. It is a transcript of the gene ZBTB4, whose product is annotated as zinc finger and BTB domain containing 4. Bases 546 to 3587 code for a protein of 1013 amino acids. The record is from RefSeq and is a predicted model, not a curated record. Gene Ontology annotation, molecular function: DNA-binding transcription factor activity, RNA polymerase II-specific; RNA polymerase II cis-regulatory region sequence-specific DNA binding; protein binding. Gene Ontology annotation, biological process: regulation of DNA-templated transcription. Lineage: Eukaryota; Metazoa; Chordata; Mammalia; Perissodactyla; Equidae. The transcript is spliced from 5 exons.
GGAGGUGUCGUUUGAAUUCGAUUUUCACAUUUCGGAGGGAUUUGGGGAAGAGGCUGGGGAAAGGUUGCAUUUCUGGUAGGAGAACCAGCGUGGGCAAAAGCAUGGGAGUGUGAGACAUACUGAGGUUGGAGAGCACACUGCGUGCUUGAGGGGGGCUGACACAAGCAAGACUAGAAAGGAAGAUUGGAGCUAGACCCUUGACUGGCUGGCUGAGGAAUUUGAGCUUUAUUCUGGAGUGAAUGGGGACCCGCGAAGGUUUCUGGGCCCAGGAGUGAUACCACCUGAGCUGCGUUGGGGAAGCUGGCCCUCAGGGAGAGGAAGGCUGGACGGUGGAAGGUGAUCUCUAAGGGCCAGACCAGCUUUGACCUCUGUGGUUCGAAGAAGCCCUGACAGGCCUGCUCCACGCACCUUGGGAGCACACAGCCACGCCUCAGUAGGCACCGAGCCCGCUGCACAGGUUGUGCAGAAGGAAGAGGCCCUGCAGAAGGGACUCGCUGAGCCACCCCCACUCCACUCCAUGUUGGCUGUGCUCUCAGGCUGGCGCCAUGCCCCCCCCUGCAGAGGUGACGGAUCCGUCCCAUGCCCCCGCCGUCCUGCGCCAGCUCAAUGAGCAGCGGCUCCGUGGCCUCUUCUGUGACGUCACCCUCAUAGCCGGAGACACCAAGUUCCCUGCUCACCGCAGCGUCCUGGCUGCUUCUAGUCCCUUCUUCAGAGAGGCCCUGCUGGCUUCAGCCCCACUGCCCCUCCCACCAGUUACUGGGGGCUCGGCCCCCAACCCUGCCACCACCACAGCUGCCUCCUCCUCCUCCUCCUCUUCCUCCUCCUCCUCUUCCUCCUCCUCCUCUUCCUCUUCCUCCUCCUCCUCCUCCUCUUCCUCCUCCUCUCCCCCUCCAGCCUCACCCCCUGCAUCAUCCCCUCCCCGGGUCCUGGAGCUGCCAGGGGUCCCAGCAGCUGCCUUCUCUGAUGUCCUCAAUUUCAUCUACAGUGCCCGGCUUGCACUACCUGGCGGUGGAGGGGACGGGGCAGCUGUGGCAGAGAUCGGAGCUCUGGGGCGGCGUCUGGGCAUCUCCCGCCUGCAGGGCCUCGGGGAGGGAGGUGAUGCCUGGGUACCUCCUGCCCCAGCCCCCAUGGCCACCUCGCAGCCUGAAGAGGACAGCUUCGGGCCUGGGCCUAGGCCAGCUGGGGAAUGGGAGAGUGACAGGGCUGAGGCCCAGGCUUCUGACUCGCAGCCCACCCUGCCCCGGCAGCCCCUCCCCUGCCCCCGAUGUGGGAAAAGCUUCAUCCAUCCCAAGCGGCUACAGACCCAUGAGGCACAGUGCAGACGGGGGGCCAGCACUCAGGGGUCUGCAGGGCUGACAGCCGGGGGCUCAGGCCCCAGUGGUCCUGCAGGAGUGGACGCCUCAGCCCUGCCCCCACCAGUGGGCUUCCGCGGUGGCCCGGAGCACGUGGUGAAGGUGGUGGGUGGCCACGUGCUGUAUGUGUGCGCGGCCUGCGAGCGUUCCUACGUGACCCUGUCCAGCCUGAAGCGGCACAGUAAUGUACACUCGUGGCGGAGGAAGUACCCCUGCCGCUAUUGUGAGAAGGUGUUCGCCCUGGCUGAGUACCGCACCAAGCAUGAGGUGUGGCACACCGGGGAACGCAGGUACCAGUGCAUCUUCUGCUGGGAGACCUUUGUCACUUAUUAUAACCUGAAGACCCACCAGCGAGCCUUCCACGGCAUUAGCCCUGGCCUCCUGGCCAGUGAGAAGACACCCAAUGGAGGUUAUAAGCCCAAGCUCAACACCCUCAAGCUGUACCGCCUGCUCCCCAUGCGGGCAGCCAAGAGGCCCUACAAGACCUACAGCCAGGGAGCCCCCGAGGCCCCCCUUUCUCCAAGCCUCAACACACCGGCCCCUGCAGCAAUGCCAGCCAGCCCACCACCUGGACCCCCGCCUGCCCCAGAGCCUGGCCCGCCACCCUCUGUCAUCACUUUUGCCCACCCAGCUCCAUCUGUCAUUGUUCAUGGGGGCAGUAGCAGUGGUGGAACAGGGGGUGGGCCAGCCAGCACAGGGGGGGCCCAAGCCGCCUCGGUCAUCACUUACACUGCUCCCCCGAGGCCUCCCAAAAAACGUGAGUACCCCCCUCCUCCUCCCGAGCCUGCAGCCACACCAGCCAGCGUAGCCACAGCGGGCAGCCCAGCAACAGCCGCAGGGCCCGCCACAGCCACGGAGGAGGCCAAGGGCCGGAACCCACGGGCCGGAAGGACUCUGACCUACACAGCCAAGCCAGCUGGAGGGAUUGGCGGGGGCGGGGGUCCCCCUGCAGGGCCUGGCCGAGGCCCCUCUCAGCUACAGGCUCCACCUCCACUGUGUCAGAUCACUGUGCGAAUCGGUGAGGAGGCCAUUGUCAAGCGCCGCAUCUCAGAAACUGACCUGCGUCCUGGGGAGCUGAGCGGAGAGGACAUUGAGGAGAGUGAGGAGGAUGAUGAAGAGGACGACGAUGAUGAGGACGAGGAGGAGGAGGAGGAAUCAAAGGCUGGUGGGGAGGACCAGCUCUGGAGGCCCUACUACUCAUACAAGCCCAAGCGCAAGGCUGGAGCUACAGGUGCAGGCAGCAGUGGGGGCAGCGGGAUGCCCAGAGGCCGCCGGCCACCACGCUGGAGACAGAAGCUGGAACGCAGGAGCUGGGAGGAGACCCCCGCGGCUGAAGGCCCCACAGGGCGUGCCCGUGGCGAGCGGAGGCACCGCUGUGGGGACUGUGCCCAGACAUUUGCCACCCUGAGGAAGCUGCGAAAGCACCAGGAGGCCCACAGUGGAGGUUCCCAUGGCUCCCGGGCUGGACGUAGGCCUUCCACCCGCUUUGCCUGCCCUCACUGCGCCAAGGUGUGCAAGACGGCAGCCGCCCUGAGCCGCCACGGGCAGAGGCAUGCUGCCGAGCGGCCCGGGGGCACCCCCACACCUGUCAUUGCCUACUCCAAGGGCAGCACCGGCACCAGACCUGGGGAUGUCAAGGAAGAAGCCCCCCAAGAGAUGCAAGUCUCCUCAUCCAGUGGGGAGGCAGGUGGCGGGAGUGCUGCUGCUGAGGAAGCUUCCAAGACCGCCUCACUCCAGGACCCUGUCAUCUCGGGGGGUGAGGAGCCCCCAGUGGUGGGAGGAGGGGGCACCUAUGCCUACCCACCUGUGCAGGAAUUUCCACUGGCUCUAAUUGGGGGUGGCCGGGAACCUGGCGGUGGCAGGGGAAAACCUGGGAGUGAGGGGCCAGUGGGGGCUGGGGAGGGGGACCGCAUGGAGGCAAUGGGGGCUGCCAAAGUCACCUUCUACCCUGAGCCCUACCCACUAGUCUAUGGCCCCCAGCUCCUUGCCGCCUACCCUUACAACUUCAGCAACUUGGCUGCUCUCCCGGUUGCUCUUAACAUGGUCCUACCUGAUGAGAAGGGAGGGGGGGCCCUUCCCUUCCUCCCAGGGGUCUUUGGCUACACAGUCAAUCCUCAAGCAGCACCCCCUACCCCCCCAACGCCACCCCCCCCAACUCUUCCUCCACCAGUGCCCCCUAAGGGAGAAGGGGAAAGGGCAGGGGUCGAGAGAACCCAGAAGGGAGAUGUGGGGUGAGCUCUUGGCCCAGAUCCCCCCUUUCACCAGAUGCCACCCUCCCUGAACCCCCCGCCACUACCAGCUCCCUGGCCUCCCUGCCCCUUGGGAGUCCCUCUACACUCUUGUGCAGGGACUUGGGGGCCCCUGGAGCUCAGGGGUCAGGCUGCUUUGUGUGAGAUUGUAGUUUUCCCAUCUCCUGGGAAGGGAUCUUUGGUGGUUCCCCUCUCAGUUCUCCUCCAGGGAAUGGCCUCCAUGAGGGGCAGGGCCAGCUCCCAUCCCUUCUCCAGCCCUUGGGGCAACUGAGCAAUAUACUUAUAAGAAUCUCUACUCAUGGCCCCCACCAGCUCUGAAUGUCUAACCCGACCCCCUAAUUCGUAAACCUAGGGGGAAACCAUCUCUCUCCCAUAAUGAUCCCCUCUCAUUCUGAAGCUUUCUCUAAGCCCUUCCCCAGAUGCUUCCUAGCACAUUCCAUUCUUCAUGGCCCAGGGCCUGGACCAGACCAUUGUGAUACCUGACACCCCCCACCUGGGAACAUGGCUUUGGAUUCCAUUCUUCCCAAGCGUGGGUUUCUAUGUCCGUUUCCUUCACGUUAAGAUGCCAUGCCUUCCUUGGCUUCCAUGCCUUUGGAUCUUCCAUAUUCUUCCUCAUACUCCUAGACUCUGGAGAUGGCCUCUCCCAAUCCAGGUCAAGGAGGUGUUGCGGGGAGGGUGAACCUACCUGUCUGUUCCAUGGCUGAGUACUUUCCCAGCCCAGGGCAGCAUCAAUCUUGGCCCUAUCUUGACCCCCAAAUCUAGUGAGCCCCAGAUUCUUCCAAGGCAAAAGAGGUGAGUAGAGCACACCUCUUCCUGCCUCUGCAUAUGGCCUCUUCUGGGAUAAACCAGAUUUGGGGGCCAGGAGGGAGGAGCUCCAUAUGGGAUGGGGAAGGGAAUCUACUUUCUCCCUGUUUUUUCCUGAUGGUUUCUCCCAGACUAGACCAAAUAGCCAGAAAAAUGAUGGGAGUUGGAUGGGUGGGUAAGCCCAAGAUUUGCACAUGACCUCCCAUCCUUACCCUUACCCUCAUCUUCCCCAGUGUCGCUCUCCUCACCAAUCACUCCAGAUGGUUUUUGGGAAACCAUCCUACUCCCUUGGUGGGCUUUGGGGUAUCCCCACCAACUUUCCCUCCAAAAUAGCACCUUACACCCCAUUUUUGACUCAGUUCCCCACACCCAAAGAUCCCAGCCUAGGGAUGGGGUGCAGGGACCUUAAGUAGUCCCUAAUCCCUAAUUUGCACUAGUUAACCCUGGUCAGGGGUCCCUAUGUUUCCUUCCAGUGGGGGAGUUGAAGAAAUGUUUGCUCCUAAUUCUCUUUGAUAACUGGGCCUCCCCUCUCUGUGAUUGGAUGAACGUUUCCCAUCCCACCCACCCCUGCCUCAAAAAAACCCACACAAAAAAAACAAAACAAAACAGCUCACAGGGGAGAGCAAAUUUGGGGGAGCAAAUUUGACAAAUGGGAACUAGAGGAGUGCAGUUUUAAAAGGGGAAAAGUUGCUGUCAUCAAAAUGGCAGCCUUUUUCCCAGCUACUGUUUUCUGGGGCCAAGAUGGCUGCCCUCUCAACAGAUGCUGAAAGGGCAAGAUCAUGGCUUUUGGAGGGAGGUGAGUUUGGGGGAGGGACAGGAGCAUCUUCCUGCUACCCCUUACCCUCCCAGCAUACAGGACGGGGAAGGUUUUCGACAGGCUCCCUGAAUGUUAACCAUGGAGGAGUGUCGCUCCUUCACUCCUCCUCUGUCUCUUUGCACUUUUCUUGGUCUUGGCCACAGUCCGAGUGAAGAGUUUCCUACUGAAUGUACCAAGUUCGAAUUUUUAAGGGGGGAAAAAAGUUUAAAACAGGGAAAAAUGCAAAAAAUAUCACUAAAAAAUUCCCACAGAUCUUGUUUCUGGCACUUUAGAAAAACUGCGAAAAAAGUACAUAAUAAAGAAUACAUAUAUAUAUAUCUA